GAUUGGCUUCUUGCACAACUCAAAGAACAUAUUUCUUUUCUCUAAUCAUUGCCGUACUAUAUAUUUUUUUGGUAAAUUAAUUCGUAAACCAUUUAUAUGUGAAGAACUAGCCCCACGUGCGCUCCAUCAGAUAUGUCACAUCCCCACCAAUCACAAUCUCCCUUAUAGUGGGACCCUCAAAUAUGCUGCGCUCCCUCUACAUUCCCCAUUCGUUUAUAUGACACGCGCUUCCUGGACGCGUGGGCUAGGUACUGGUCCUAUUAAUUGCAGUCCCAAAAAGCCCUUCCAAAAUCCAAAGAGGAAGAGAAGGGCAAAGCGCACUCGUGACUCGUGUGACUCGUCACCGUUUCACUUCCUUUUUUUUUUGGCUCACGCCGGCGACGGAAAAUUUUAACCCCCCACUCGACUUCUUCCGCUCCAUUUCCCUUCUUUUUGAUUCGAUUUGAUCCUCUUUUGCCUUUUCGAUUCUAAUUUCCCAUGAUAUCUAUCGGUUUUAUUUUUAUUUUUAUUUUGGGGUGAGAAUUCGAUGCACCGCUUUUGUAAUUCUGUAGGCUGUUGCGGUUUCUGAGAGGUUCAGAUUGAUGACCUUUUUCUGUGGCCUCCAUAUAAGCAAGGAAAACAGUUCUUGCAGCUGGUUUUAAGUUGGUAAAAAAUGGAGGCACGCCCUGCUUUGUCAAUUCCGAGGUCAGGGGCAAAGCAGCUCACUGACAUGGGAGUGUCUUCAGCACUUUCUUCAUCUGUACCAGUUCUUCCAGUCCCUUUGGAAGAGAUGUAUCCCAAGUUGCCAGACUCCCAACAAGUUUCCAUGGAAAGAGGACUUAUGACAAGGCCUCGCACCAAUUCAAGCCCCUUACCUUCCAACAGUGGUGCAGUUGGUCACAUAUUUUCAUCAUCAUCGGGAUUUUCAUCAGAUCUUCACUACUCAUCUGAUUCACCACAUGAAAAGCAGUCAAGAAACACUCCUUUUCUACCUCAGUCAGCUAGUGGGUCAAGUUUACCAUUACCACAUUCUUCUCAUUCAGGAAUGCUCCAAUCUACAGCAUCAAGUCAUUAUGCCAAAGAAAACAGUGCAUCCUGGUGUACAGAUUCAAUUACGGAUUUCCUUGAUUUUCCUGUAAAUAACCCUGUAGAGAAUAGUCAAGCAGAAAGCAGUAAUUGUUGUAGCAUCAUGGCAUCUGAAGAACUUACCAAGAGAAAUGAUUGGCAGGAAUGGGCUGAUCAGCUUAUCACUGAUGAUGAUGCUUUGGAUUCUAAUUGGAGUGAGCUUCUUGUAGACAACACUCUUCCAGAUGUGGAACCAAAGAUGGCAUACCAGGUUCCCAAACCAACGACAAAUUUUCAAGCUCAUCAAUCCCAAGUUCAUCAGCAGCAUCUUGCUCCACCUGGUGAAAUUCGCACAGUAGCUACGUCCUCUUCUUCAGCUAAUAAUGCCUCAGCCAAGCCACGCAUGCGCUGGACACCAGAACUUCAUGAAGCCUUUGUGGAAGCUGUUAACCAUCUUGGUGGUAGUGAAAGAGCAACUCCUAAGGGUGUGCUGAAGCUCAUGAAAGUUGAAGGCUUGACUAUCUAUCAUGUCAAAAGCCAUUUGCAGAAAUAUAGGACUGCUAGAUACAGACCAGAUUCAUCAGAAGGGUCAUCGGAGAAGAAAUUAAAUUCCAUUGAAGAAAUGUCAUCUCUUGACUUGAAAACCAGGGGUAUUGAGAUUACGGAAGCUCUGCGACUGCAGAUGGAAGUCCAGAAGAGGUUACAUGAACAGCUUGAGAUACAAAGAAAUCUACAGCUGCGAAUUGAAGAACAAGGGAGGUAUCUGCAGAUGAUGUUUGAGAAGCAGUGCAAGUCAGGUAUUGACAAGCUCAAGGCGUCAUCCUCCGGUUUGGAUAACCCCACCACGAUAUUGGUUCAAGAUUCACCUGAAAAAGGUGAAAUGGAUGCCUCCAAGGCAGACCAAGGCAAAACCGGAGUUGACCUGGUUAAUACUAAACCUACAGCGGAAGAAGAUUCACAGAAGUCGAAUAGGCAGCAGCAAGAGGCACCUGAUGACAAAGCUCCUGAGAAACCUGAGCCAGAUAUUCAGGAGUCCAGUUCCCAUCCCACAAAGCGUCCAAGGACGGAUGAAUAAGCUAUCCGUAUCACCUCCCAAUUUAGCAUAGAAAUGACAAGACAUUACUGAUUUUUGGAAGAUAUGCAGGCUUUGCUGCCAAUGCGGCCAACCUUAGGGGAGAAAGAAAAAGUUUGGUGUUUUAUUUUGUCCUUUUUCCCUUUUUGAUCGGAUGAGAAUUCCAACUCCGUUAUAUGAGAAAAAUAGUAACUUUGUAACUUUUUAAUGAGUAUUUAUAUAUGAAUAAGAUAAAUUAGUUUAAGA
Molecule: messenger RNA, 2362 nt
Organism: Ziziphus jujuba (common jujube)
Lineage: Eukaryota; Viridiplantae; Streptophyta; Magnoliopsida; Rosales; Rhamnaceae
Product: protein PHOSPHATE STARVATION RESPONSE 1
Exons: 9
Coding region: 653-2119 (488 amino acids)
Molecular function (GO): DNA binding; DNA-binding transcription factor activity
Source: RefSeq, a predicted model, not a curated record